GACAUUUUGACAUUUAUCUCCCGGUAGCAGAUUUCCUAAUUGUAUUCGUGUUCAUAAUAACCUUUAUAUCAUCAUGGACGAAGAAUACGAUGCGAUUGUCCUGGGCACUGGUCUCAAGGAGUGCAUCAUCAGUGGGAUGCUCUCCGUCUCCGGCAAGAAGGUAUUACACAUUGAUCGGAACAAGUACUAUGGUGGUGAAUCUGCGUCAAUUACCCCGUUAGAGGAAUUGUUCGCAAAGUUCAACGCACCGGCGCCGGACGAAACCUACGGUCGAGGUCGUGACUGGAAUGUGGAUUUGAUCCCCAAAUUUUUGAUGGCGAACGGCCUUCUGGUGAAGCUGCUCAUCCAUACGGGCGUUACCCGUUAUCUGGAAUUCAAAUCCGUAGAAGGCAGCUAUGUCUACAAGGGUGGUAAGAUCUCAAAGGUACCGGUCGAUCAGAAAGAAGCACUCGCUUCCGACCUCAUGGGCAUGUUUGAAAAGAGGCGUUUCCGUAAUUUCUUGGUGUACGUCCAGGAUUUCCAGGAAGACGACACCAAAACCUGGAAAGAUUUUGAUCCGAGCACUGCCAACAUGCAGUCUUUGUACGACAAAUUUGGGCUGGAUAAGAAUACCCAAGACUUUACAGGUCAUGCUUUGGCCCUCUACCUCAAUGAUAAUUACCUCCAGCAGCCUGCUAUCGAAACCAUCCGCCGCAUCAAGUUAUACUCGGACUCUCUGGCACGAUAUGGAAAAUCGCCGUACUUAUACCCCAUGUAUGGUUUAGGUGAGCUGCCUCAGGGUUUUGCUCGUCUCUCGGCUAUCUAUGGAGGAACGUACAUGUUGGACAAGCCUAUUGAUGAGAUUGUGCUUGGCGAAGGUGGCAAAGUAGUGGGUGUACGCUCCGGUCAGGAGAUUGCUAAAUGUAAGCAGGUGUACUGUGACCCCAGCUAUGUUCCUGAUAGAGUUCGUAAGAAGGCACAGGUUAUUCGCUGCAUUUGCCUAUUAGACCAUCCUAUUGCAAACACUAAGGAUGCUCUUUCCACUCAAAUUAUUAUUCCCCAGAAACAGGUUGGCAGGAAUUCUGAUAUCUAUGUAUCUCUGGUGUCUUACACACACCAGGUUGCUGCUAAAGGAUGGUUCAUUGCAAUGGUGUCUACCACAGUUGAAACAAAUGACCCUGAGACUGAGAUCAAACCUGGCUUGGACCUCCUGGGCUCUAUCCGACAGAAGUUUGUGAGUGUAUCCGACUACUAUGAGCCUACAGAUGAUGGCAGUCAGAGCAAAAUUUUCAUUUCCGAGUCUUACGAUGCUACCUCUCAUUUUGAGACUACUUGCUUAGAUGUUCUUAAGAUUUACAAGCGUGGUACUAAUGAAGACUUUGACUUCUCCAAAGUGAAGGUUGAGUUAGGAGAGGAAGAACAGUGAACACACCUUAUUAUUUAUAUGUAUAUUGCUUGUUAAUUUUAAUAUUUGUUCAUAAAAUAAUCUGGCAAACAAUAAUUUUCAUUAAGGUGUAUUGGGUAAAGAUUUAUAUGAGAGCUUAGAUGUAAUGCAGUAGACAAUGUAUUUGUGCAAUGUGCCCCCUCUGUGAAUUCAAUAAGGAAUUAUUUUUUUAUUUACCAAAAAUACACAAUAUGUAAUAUUGUUGUUCUAGGGGAUGUAUUCCUUAUAUAAGAUUGCUUUUAUUCUUAUUUUUAAGUAUACAACAGUGAUCUGCACAAGUGGUAUUGCAUCAUAAAAUAUGCAUUCCAUUUUCGGUACAUACUUUGACCCUGUAACCAUAUCAUACUUGUAAUGUCGAAAUUAUGAAUGCUCAUUAUACCUGUAUGUUGUGUAAGAUCAUAAA
Hyposmocoma kahamanoa is the source of this 1826-nucleotide messenger RNA. RefSeq names its product rab GDP dissociation inhibitor alpha (gene Gdi). Gene Ontology annotation, cellular component: cytoplasm. The record is from RefSeq and is a predicted model, not a curated record. Lineage: Eukaryota; Metazoa; Arthropoda; Insecta; Lepidoptera; Cosmopterigidae. Gene Ontology annotation, biological process: protein transport; small GTPase-mediated signal transduction; vesicle-mediated transport. Bases 74 to 1405 code for a protein of 443 amino acids. Gene Ontology annotation, molecular function: Rab GDP-dissociation inhibitor activity. The transcript has a single exon.